AUGGAUUCGCUCUAUCGCUGGAAUGACAUCACCAAGAUUGGUGUGGGACUCACUGGUCUUGGCUUCUUCUUCACAGUUUUAGGCUUCCUAAUGUUCCUAGAUAGUGUCCUUUUAACCAUGGGAAACAUUCUUUUUGUGGUAGGUGUAGCACUGGUCAUGGGCCCCCGUCGUUUCAGAAACUUCUUCCUUGCACGUCGCCGGGCGUCCACCUGCUUCUUUGUUGGUAUCCUUCUCGUACUAUUCGGGUGGUGUUUUCUAGGACUGCUCAUCCAAGGGUUCGGAGCAUUGAAUCUUUUUGGCAACUUUUUUCCCAUGAUCGCACGUGUGCUUGAAUCAUUACCUGUUAUUGGGCCUAUUGUUCUAUCAACACCAGUCCAGGCGGUUCUCGUUAGAUUAAACUUAUCGGGAGGGAGGUUUCGUAAUGUCUAG
Messenger RNA from Phytomonas sp. EM1, 429 nucleotides. The record is from the annotation of a GenBank genome assembly. Lineage: Eukaryota; Euglenozoa; Kinetoplastea; Trypanosomatida; Trypanosomatidae.